Messenger RNA from Phycodurus eques (leafy seadragon), 669 nucleotides. It is a transcript of the gene c8g, whose product is annotated as complement component 8, gamma polypeptide. The transcript has 7 exons. The record is from RefSeq and is a predicted model, not a curated record. Gene Ontology annotation, cellular component: membrane attack complex. The coding region runs from base 1 to 669 and encodes 222 amino acids. Gene Ontology annotation, biological process: complement activation. NCBI's taxonomy places the organism in Eukaryota, Metazoa, Chordata, Actinopteri, Syngnathiformes, Syngnathidae.
AUGGCAGGAGUAUGGAAGUGCACGCUAACCCUGGCAUUGUUGAUGUUUGUGUGUCUCUGGGGCGCCAGCGAGGCUGUAGGCGGUGCAAAGAGUCGACCCAGACCCAAAAGACCACCUCGCAAGAAGCCCAAGGUCGACCCUAUAGAUCUGACGCCACCUCAGAAGAAUGUAGACAUCCAACAGAUGACAGGGAGAUGGUACUUGCUCAACACUGCCUCCAAAUGCUCCUACCUAAUCAAUCAUGGAACCAAAGUGGAACCAACAGUCAUGACUCUCACAUUCCCCCCCACCUCUGACCAAUCAGUGUUGGUUAGCACUAAAACACGUCAUAAUCAUCAGUGUUGGGAGAUAUUGCAGAUGUACAAUCUAACCCCGACCCCAGGACGGUUGACACUUCCAGGAUCCCGACCCGAGCUGAACACUGACAUUGUGAUCGGAGAGACAGACUACAACUCGUACGCCAUCAUGUAUUAUCAGAAACAAGGCAAAAUCACCAUAAAACUCUACGGCAGGUCAGUUGACAAUCUAUCGGAACCGAUGUUAACCAAGUUUGAGCAACUUGCUGAAAAACAAGCUUUGGGGCUGGCAUUUCUCUUCCCCUUCCCGACCUACAGUCACUGUGGGGAUGUCGACCAGCAUCACAAAAUCAACUGCGUCCCCACAUGCUGA